Trichoderma harzianum CBS 226.95 is the source of this 1154-nucleotide messenger RNA. RefSeq names its product carbohydrate-binding module family 1 protein. Gene Ontology annotation, molecular function: hydrolase activity, hydrolyzing O-glycosyl compounds; cellulose binding. The transcript has 2 exons. Gene Ontology annotation, cellular component: extracellular region. The record is from RefSeq and is a predicted model, not a curated record. Lineage: Eukaryota; Fungi; Ascomycota; Sordariomycetes; Hypocreales; Hypocreaceae. Gene Ontology annotation, biological process: xylan catabolic process. Bases 46 to 927 code for a protein of 293 amino acids.
ACAAGACUAAGUUGGCCCUUCACUGGAGCUUCACUGUUCGCCACCAUGGUUGCCUUUUCCCGAUUCGUUGCUGGCCUCUCGGUCAUCGCGGCCUCCCUCGCCGCUCCUACGGAGGUAGCCGAAAAGAAAGUUGAAACGCGUGGCGAGUAUAACUUCUUUCUCGGGCCUGACCACCCUCUCUCUCGUCGUAACUUAACCGGCCGUUCCAACACAAAUUACAAUCAAGAUUAUACCACCGGAGGAACGGUGAAUUUCGUGCCGUCGACUAACGGAUUCUCGGUCAAUUGGAAUACUCAACAAGAUUUCGUCGUUGGUGUUGGCUGGAACCCCGGCAGCAACCUUCCCAUUACUCAUUCAGGCACUUUCAAUGUGGCUAGCGGUCUUGGCAGUCUUUCCGUCUACGGAUGGACCACCAACCCACUUGUUGAGUACUACGUUAUGGAGACCAACAUUGGAAUCAGCACAGGCGGCUCGCAGAAGGGGACGCUCACCAGUGACGGAGGCACCUAUGCUAUAUGGGAAAACCAGCGUGUCAACGAGCCUUCUAUCAUUGGCACGGCGACCUUCAAUCAGUACAUCUCCAUCCGACAGGGAGGACGAAGCAAUGGCACCGUCACUAUCCAGAACCACUUUGAUGCGUGGGCGGCAGCUGGUUUGCACCUCGGCACGAUGAACUACCAGGUUAUUGCAGUUGAGAGUUGGAGUGGCAGUGGGUCGGCUCAGCAGUCCGUCUCCAAUACUGGCUCCGGAACUCCUCCUCCUCCUCCUCCCGGAAGCACAACCUCAUCGGCACCUGGCUCCGGACCUACAGGUGGCGGUUGCUCCGCCUUGUACGGCCAAUGUGGUGGUAUCGGCUGGCAAGGCCCUACGUGCUGCUCCUCAGGUACCUGCAAGGUCGGAAACGCGUACUAUUCUCAGUGCCUGUAAGCUAGGGAAUCUUCAAACGCCGUUGAUACAUGGGUUGGUUAGAAGAGUCGAAUACAUGUGAGAACUGAAAUUGCAUUUUUUUAACCAAAAACAUGAUUAAAUCAGAUGGAGGCAGGAUGUGGUCAAAGAAGCGGGUUACGAAGAACGACGUAACGCAUUGUUAAGAAGAUCACCGUACUAAACAGCAACUAGAUAGCAUCCAUACCUAUAUGAAAUAAGAGUUGGAC